CUCCCGCCCCCGCCUGGCGCAGUGGUACAAUCCCCGCGUCCAGUUGCCAUGGCAGCAGAGCCCGGAGCUGUCCAGUGACGGCCCGCAACAUGGCCCGGGUCUCUCAGGGCACUGACCCCGUGGGCAGCCUCCUGGUGCAGGUCCAGAACGACUUGGAGCAUUUGAGAAAGAGACUGACACACACCAGCAUCAAGGAACAUGGGGAGACUGUGGAUAUCCAAUCUCUGGAGAAAGCAAUUCAAAGGACAGAACUUGGCCUUAAGAAACAUACCGAGGACUACCUGAGUUACAUCAGCUGCAAUCCAAUGACAUUACUUCAUGAUGGAAGCAAGGACAAGUACAUCCCGCAUGUGAUAAAAGGGAGCAAUCCGGUGGAUCCUACAAAGCAGACACAAAGAGCACGUCCUUUAAAUUUCCCAGAUGCCAGACCUCAUGCACCUGGAAUGUCCAUUUACCUGUCACCUGGACAGCAGCACAAGUUGUCCUUGAACAAUCGUAUCGUGUACAAUCCUGAGAGUGUUGCAAACCGUGACCUACUCAAUCAAAGCCAUGGGAUCAGUUUGCCGCUAAUCAACUGCAAACAGAAAACCUCUGUGCCCCUUGAGAAGAUUGCCAGGGGUACCACUGUCCGCAAUCUGCUUGUUUUACCAGCCACACACCGGAUAGAUGCCUCACUGCCCCCACCACCUGUACAGGAUAAAGACAUGCAGCGAGGUAUUCUGAGCCUGCUGCAAAGAGGUCUCAUUCCUCCGACUGCUCACCUCACACUGGUUCCGCCUCCCAUUUUACCCCGUACUGUGCCCAUGCACAGUGCUAGAGCUAGGCGGAUAACUGCCCCUAAACAAGUUACAGACAAAGAUCCUACCAAGAUAACAGAAAUAUCCCCCAAAGCAGAUUUUGACCAGGACUAUGCAAAAAGUGUUUCCCUGCUGUCUUAUUCCCAACUACGGGAAGAUGGACUUGAUACGCCAUAUCCUUCUCAACACUCUGCAACAGGCAGAAGAACAUGGACAUCUGAAAAUGCAGUUCGUAAGGACCCUCAGAGCAGGUCUUCUCCUACAUCACAGAAGUGUUGGGAGCUGACCCCGCUCAUGGAACCAACUGGGCACAGCUUUACUAUCUACAAUGGCUCGAUAGACCUCACAGCUGCAGACUUCUUGGCCUUCCAUCAGCACUUUUGUCUCUAUGGGGGCAGUUACUUGACAGUCCUACAAAGGCUGCAAAACCUGUUACAGGAAUAUGCCAUUCCUGUUGCUGUGGUGAAUGGAGAUAACCUAAGAGCAAUUUUACUGCAUCAAGAACUGGGCAUGAGCCCUUCAGUCUCCCAAUUACUGUCUUUAUUUGAAAACCGGUCCUCGGUGAGGAAAAUGCUGAGUAUUCCUGGACAGCGCUAUAAAGGAAAAGAUGGCAGGACGGCAGCUGCAGUGAGUAUCCAGGCUGCUUGGAGAGGAUAUAGAGAUCGUAAAGCAUACCUUGCUUACAGUCGGGAGAGAUGGGCUGCAGGAGUAAUAUCAAUUGCCUGGAUGCUGUAUCUGCAGAAGUCCCGUGUUCGCAAAAUGCUGCAGAAAUCCAGAGAACAACAGCUACAAAACUUCAGAACUCGAUCCAAGCAUCUGGCAUCCAACUGGAAUCACAUCAGGACGUGCAGGAGGAGCAUUAUCCAUAUCCCAUCAUUAGGCUACACGGAACGACAAAGAGCUCAGACCGCUGACCUGCACAUCCAACAGAAUCUGCAAAUAGGCCGCUUGUGUGACAUCGCAGAUCCCAACGUGAACGUCAUCUAUGUGUCCCCAGUGGAAAUAGAUGAAGAGACACAGCAAUAUUAUCGCAGACUGCUGGGUCUGGGGGCAGCAGUGUUAUCUGGGAAUUCCCAGGAUGCAUGUGAACUGCAUGGUAGAUUUACCAUUCUCGUCCCUGAAGCCAUUGGCAGCUUUCCCGGUCACCAGUUGUGCCUGUCCACGCUGCUGAAGUACAGCCCCAAAACCUUGCAGCGUAUAAAGAAUCUAAUUCAGGGUCGUGAAGCCUACAUUGUAGGAGGGGUCAUGCACAUGGAUGACCUUGAAGUGGCAGACUUGCUGGACGUUCCAAUAUUGGGCACUGAACCAGAGCUGGCACAUCUGUACAGGACCAAGUCUGGAAGCAAACGCAUCUUUGCCAGUGCGGGCAUUCCCACUCCUCCUGGAGUAUAUGAUAUCUAUAACGAACAGCAGUUCCUGGAUUCUCUGGGGCAGCUGAUCGCUGAUAACCUCCAUGUGACCCGCUGGUUAUUUAAAGUGGACAAUGAGUUUGGAGGCAAUGGGACAGCAUUCUGUGACAUUGCCAUUCACCUGCCAAGCUACAGCUGGGCUCUGAAUGAGCAGCACCGAUACGGUCGUGACACAUGGAAGCAGACGUGGGCACAAGAGAAAGCUCUACGGAGGAUCACACAAGAGCUCCCCGAAGUGCUGCAGCUCCAUACAAAGUUUGUAAAUAAAAGACGCUUCCCAACAUGGCGGAGGUUUCUACAGGCCUUAAUAAGCUGUGGAGGAAUAAUUGAAGCCUUUCCUCCUGCCGAUAGCAUUACCUGCCUUACUGUAGACUUGCUGAUCAAGCCUGAUGGAGGGACUGAGAUGGUGUCCUGUGGAGAUCAAAUUCACGGUCUUAGCCCCUUGGAGUGCAUUGGCACCACUGUGCCCCAGUGCUCUGUGCCCCCCGAAAUUCUCACUUCCAUCUGCAAUCGGGUUGGAGAGGCCUGCAGGAUCCGUGGCAUUCUUGGCUAUCUAUCGAUGGAUUUACUAAGCUUUAUCGACCUUCAAAACCUGGAGCAGCAGAUUUGGGCCACAGACUUGGAUGUGUGUUAUAGUGACCAGCUGGCUAUGACACAACUCCUGAUGUACUUGACAAGUGGAACCCUGGACUGUACAAACAGCCGUCUAAAUGUUCCCAACCAUCCGAGCAAAAUGGACUAUUCUCAGCGCCAGACUCAGCUUAUAGCGACCUCACCUAUCUCAAAUCGUGUUGCAGUUCUGAGCACACGUCUCGUACAUACAAAUCUCUCUAUGGUGUAUUACAAUGUGUUCUUCAAGAUGUGUAGAGCUCACGGUAUUGGCUUUGAUGUCAAGGAGAAACAAGGGACUGUGUUUUUACUCUUGGAAAAUCAGAAAAGGCAUCGCCUGGGAAUGCUGAGCAUUGCAGAGGACCUCCAGGGAGCUCUCAUGACCUUUGCUCGCAAUCUGUUUAUCAUCCAUCAGGAAAUAUCAACCCCUAACAUGCAGGGUGAAACUAAUUUCAAGAAAAUCGUACAAGAAAUUGAAGGCAUUCUGGGAGUCACAGAAGAAAACAAACUGAAAUUUGAUCAAGAAAGUGAAGACAAUGGCCAUCUCACAGCAAACCCAUAACGGCUUCUUUAAACUGGCGUUUUUACAACAUCUUCCAGGCAAUAUAAAGCAGACUAAUCCAUGUGCUUGUGGUAUUCUGGGAAUUAGAUUUAUGAUUUCCUAGCCUCACAUUGUCAUCACCCAAUUGAUGGGUAAGAUUUAGAAAAUCACAAGGAUUAGUGUGGCAUAUAAGGACCAAAGAUAUGAUUGUAACAAUUGAUGUGCAUGAUUGGCGCCAUUAAAUUCAACUGUAAUGGAAGGAACCAAUCUGGCACAAAUUUGGUGCUUGCCGGCAAUUUGUUUUCUUUUUCAUAAUUGGUUUUGUUUUUAAAAAAUGUAAAAUCCCUCAGUUUAUGACUGACUCUGUUGAUUUUUUUCCUUUGGCAUUUAGCUAUGUCAUAAUUGAUUGCAUCUAUCUUUGUAAGCCAUGUGUAUUAAAAAAAAAAAUGGUAUACUUUAAAAAUGCUUCGUAGACACAAUUUUGCCUAUUCAGUACAUGUCAACAAUUUAAGUAAUGUUUUGUGCUUGUGACUCAUCAACUAUCAUCUAGCACUUACUGUGUCAGCUGACCCUUACAAAAUGGCUGACAAGCUGCCACAUGGAAACCUGCACAGGCCAUUCAGAAUGUUGAAAGGUUUGCAUUAUUAUUUUAUAACCGUGUGCAAUCGUCUAAGCUCUCUUCAAAUUAGAAUCAUUCUCUGUUAGUAUCCCCUUCACCUUGUAGUUAUGCAUCCAGACAUACUCAGGCCGCUCAACUGUAUGACAUGAUAUUAUCCCAACCCAUAAUUUAGCAUUAUGUUUUUAAGCUACUGUCCCAGGCCACUGGCUGACAUUUAGAGGAAGUCUUUCUGUUCUCACACAGGAAAUUCUGAAUAUACAGAACAGGGAAACUAUUCCAAGGUGCUUUGUUUAGGGAUGUAAGCUCCUCGGGCCACUGGUAGAUACUAUGCAAAGUAAUAUUUAAUUAUAGUAUAAAGUAGCACACUAGCUACUAUUAAAACGUUACGUGAAGAUAAACAUACAGACAGACUUUAUCAGACACAGAUAGCCCAAUCCCUGAUAUAAAAACAUCACUCAUAUCUAUUCCUCUUUCUGUCAGUCCUGCUAAUAAUAUGCAUUUGGUCUGCCACAAUGAAACCUAUUCCCAUGCACACCUGUAGCCAGGUAGCACAGGGGGGAAUUUUUCAGGUAUUCGGUCCAGGGAAAAACAUGAGUUGUGUGAGAGAUUAUAUUUGUAUGUAUGUUAUAAUUUAUGUAUUGUCAUCAAGAAUAUGCAAAACGAUUCAGUGAGUAAAAACUUAAUUCUG
Messenger RNA from Pelobates fuscus (common spadefoot toad), 4663 nucleotides. RefSeq names its product IQ motif containing H (gene IQCH). Lineage: Eukaryota; Metazoa; Chordata; Amphibia; Anura; Pelobatidae. The transcript has 22 exons. Gene Ontology annotation, molecular function: protein binding. The record is from RefSeq and is a predicted model, not a curated record. The coding region runs from base 90 to 3377 and encodes 1095 amino acids.